Molecule: messenger RNA, 1917 nt
Organism: Talaromyces proteolyticus
Lineage: Eukaryota; Fungi; Ascomycota; Eurotiomycetes; Eurotiales; Trichocomaceae
Product: carboxylesterase-like protein
Exons: 5
Coding region: 1-1590 (529 amino acids)
Source: RefSeq, a predicted model, not a curated record
AUGACGGAGACCAUUAACCAUCCUUUGAUAGGAGCCAUUGCGGGCAAAGCCGAGGAUGGAAUUGUUCAAUUUCUGGGCGUCAGAUACGCAUCGCUAACAGAUCGUUUAGCGGAGCCUGAGCUACUAUCCCACUAUGAUGGUGAGGAGAUUGACGCUACCAAAAAGGGGCCGCAAGUAAUUUCUCCACCAAAUGGAUGCGACAUCGAGUACGGCUUCUUACAACACUCACUACAACACUCUAACUUUGAGAUUUCGGAUCUGGAUGGUCUACACCUCAAUAUCACCGCACCCAGUGGUGCUCAGGAUCUACCAGUUCUCGUCUUUGUUCAUGGAGGUGGGUUUGCCCUGGGUUCCAAUGCAUGGCCACAAUAUGACCACCUAAGACUGGUGAAAUUAUCUGUCAUGGCGGGGUUACCAAUCCUGGCUGUAGGGAUCAAUUACCGUUUGGGGGUGCCGGGGUUUUUGACAUCUGAAGAGCUCCAAGCUGCCGGCUACAAGCCUAACAACGGUAUUCAGGACCAGCGAAUUGCCUUAAAGUGGGUGAAGCAGUACAUCCAAGGAUUUGGUGGCGAUGCCAAUAAUGUCACUCUAAUGGGGCAAAGCGCUGGAGGGGUGGCCUCAUUGCUCCAUCUUCAGUCAGAAGAACCCCUCUUUGAGCAACUUAUAGUGAUGUCGGGAACCUCACUGGCUCUUCCCCCCAUCACGCCACAAGUUGCCGAGACGGCGUAUGCCCUAUGCCUUAAGGCCAUGGGUAUACAGGAAUUAUCGGCGGGAAACCGCGUGCGAGAUAUUGUACAUGGUCCUUUGUCAAAAUUGUGGACGAAUAUUCCCUCCUACAUCCCACUGCGUCCGGUCAUUGACAAUGAUACUGUAUUUCGUGGGCCCACCCAUGAAGAUUUCGCUGGGGGUUCUGCCCAAGUUGAAGCUGUUCUACCAGGUGCGAAGUGGUGUAGGAGAGUUCUGCUUGGAGAUUGCCAAUCCGACGCUAGUAUCUUCGGCUACAACCUCAUGAAAUGUCAGACAGGGAUCGCAAACGCAUUUCACAACUCCCUAACUAAACAUUUGAGCUAUACUCCGGAGACCGUUUGUGCCUUGGAGCAGGCUUACGGUAUCAACUCCAAUACGACUGAUGAGGUGGCAUUGCAAAAUAUUUUGAAGGCUAUUUCUGACAUCCGCUUCUACGCGCCUGUGCUGGCAAUAGGAAACAACUGGCCAGGAGAAACAUACGUUUAUCACUUCAACGAACCCAAUCCGUGGGAAGGCCCCUGGAAGGGGGCGGCUUCCCAUUGUUUGGACUUUGUCUUUCUCUUUCAAAACUUCAAUGAAUAUCUCACUUCGACCCAACAGGAACGAGCGAGGCAAUUCGCGGAGCACGUAAUUAGCUUUAUAAAUGGGAAGGCACCAUUUCCAUCCCGUCAGUCCACCAGAAACGGAGCUAUGGUGUAUGGGCACCCAGUGAAUGGGGCUGUAUUUGUCCAGAGUGUUUCACCCAACGAUUUUGGCAGACGAGAGACAAUAUUGCGGCUUGCUCAAGGAGUAAGACUUGACGAAUUAAACGCAGCGCUGGGCCACUUUCUCGACGGUAAAUAAUCGUGGACAGAUCACAGCCGCUAGCGACUUUGCAUGUAAUUCAAAGCAGUUGGCAGAUAGAACCCCCUGUGAACGAGCCUCGGGAGGAACUUCUGGACAUGCUGAAGUAACCAAUUCAUUAGUCUCGUAUAUUUCUUGGACAAAGUUAACCUCCGGCCAUUCAGCCUCCUUCUAAUUCUUUGCAUGUUGUUCCAUUCCUUAACAUGGGGGUUCCUUUACAUGGGAGUGAUAAGGCGGUUGAAUAUUCGAAAAUGGUUUGUGUUGAUCCAGAAAAUUGAAAAGUCAAUCACAGCUCGUGUAGUCCUGGUCUAGGGGGAUGUACUGCAG